Molecule: messenger RNA, 1362 nt
Organism: Dermacentor silvarum
Lineage: Eukaryota; Metazoa; Arthropoda; Arachnida; Ixodida; Ixodidae
Product: dual specificity protein phosphatase 3-like
Biological process (GO): protein dephosphorylation; regulation of MAP kinase activity
Cellular component (GO): cytoplasm
Molecular function (GO): JUN kinase phosphatase activity
Source: RefSeq, a predicted model, not a curated record
AAAUGUGCAAGGUGAUUUCUCUCGUACAGCAUAGAUGGCAGCACAAUACUGUAGCUGUCGUAUGCUCAUUGUUUAGUUUUUUCAACAAACUGAUGGUGUCGCUGUCGUUCGCUGAUGGUUACCGCAGACCAAAUUAGUGACCGAACGUAAUAAAUGAAAGUAGCAAAAGAUGAUGUAGCGAUAGUUUACAAGUUCGAAAAGUAAAAGGUUCAUGGCUCUAAUUAUUCGGGAAAGUGCCAAGUGCAGCGCCGCUUUUCGCACGAACGAAACGCACGUUAUGCUCAUUGCCUCUGCUGAGCAGUGGAUAUAAACUUCAUAUAACCACAACAUCAACAAAUACAUGGAGGGCAUAACUUCUUUCGAUAUAAAAUCACUGAAGAAUGUGAAGACGAGUGUCAGGACGCCAGAUGGCCGCCACUUUGUCGAGACUCGCGACUCGAAAGGAGAGCCACGCGUUGUAUCAUCGCCUCGUUUUGACGGCUCGAUGGGUUUCGUGCCUGACCUCAAACCAGAUCUUCAGGUGGGCGAAGUGAUCCCAGGACUUCACAUAGGUUCCCAGGACGCAGCUGCCGAUUGGUGCCUGCUCCAGUCGCUCGCUGUGACACAUGUCGUGAACGCGGUCGCCUCGACAGUGCCAAACUUCCACGAAGACCUCGGGCUGACUUACCUGGCUCUUGAACUGCUGGAUCUCCCGGACUUCACACUGACUCCUGCCACUAUCGGCACCGUGUGCGACUUCAUAGAUGGAGCGCUCUCUUCCGGCGGAUCCGUACUCGUGCACUGCAACGCAGGCGUGUCCAGAUCGUGUGCCCUCGUGCUGGCCUUUCUGAUACUGCGACGUGGAAUGGAUCUUCACGAGGCCCUGGAGAAAACGCGCACGGCCAGGCCUGCCGUUCGCCCGAACGAAGGCUUCCUCAGGCAGCUGGCAGAGCUGCAGAAAAGCAUGCUUGCCUCGUCUCCGCCCACGUCGUCUUGAUUGUCUCCGCUCGGGCGGAAGAGAUGGAGAGAGUGAUACAUGUGUGCUGACUGCUUUCGCUGGACUGUGUGUGUGCGCGUGUGUUGUGACGGACCGGCUAGUCGAUACCAAAGGGGCUGCAACUACCUUGAACACUUCUUGCGAAAUAGUGAAACAAUACUAAGUUACAUGAAAAAAGAAGUUCGAAAGCUUUAUUUAAAAUGGAGUCGAAUAAAAUAAUAAAUACCUUUAACGUAAUUUUGGCUUCCUAAAAUCGCAAAUGUGCGUUUUCUUUUUUUUUUCUUUUUUGUGUCCUUUACAAUGUGUUAAUAGGUUCUCAGAGACCGUACAGACCAGGGCUUCUGCGACAAGAAAUAGCGGACCUGUGCAAGCCUAAUUCCCCAUUU